CACCAUAGAAAUUUCCUUUUUCGCCGCCCCCACACUGUCCGAACCGGCCCCGGUCCAUUCCAAGCUAUUUAUAGCUGUUUCCCACCAUUAAUGGCUUUUCAUCACUCUUUAUUUUUUCUCACUUCACAAUUCACAUUUCUGUUGUGCAUUACUCAAUUCUCAUGGCUCCCAAUACAAAGGAAGUAGCAGUUGAUAUGACCCCCUUUUUCGUCCUCCACAAAGAUGGCAGCAUCAACAGACUCCGUCCAGCAGAUGAUGCUCCACUUUGUGACGAUCCACAAGCUCCUGUCCGAUCCAAGGAUGUCGUAAUUCAGCCGGAAACAGGGGUUUCCGUACGUAUAUUUCUUCCUAAAAUCACCGACCCGAAACAGAAAAUCCCCGUCGUGAUUUACAUUCACGGCGGGGCGUUCUGUAUGGGAUCAGCUCGUUCCUCCGCAUUCCACCAUUUUAUUAGCUCGUUAGUCGAAAAGGCGAAUUUUAUUGCUGUUUCUGUCGAUUACAGACUUGCCCCGGAAAACCCUUUUGCCACUACCUACGAUGAUUCGUGGGGAGCAUUUCAAUGGGUAAUUUCACAUGCUAAUGGAAAAGGGUCAGAUUCAUGGCUAAACAAUCAUGCUGAUUUUACUAAAUUGUUCGUUGGUGGAGAAAGUGCUGGAGCAAACAUUGCUAAUGACCUUGUCGUUAGAGCAGGGGUAACUAAUCUCGAUUCGAAAAUCAAAAUUUUGGGUCUUUAUUUGGUUCAUCCAUAUUUUGGGAUUGAAAAUGAUCCGCUGUACAAGGCUUUGAAUCCGACAAUUACUGGAGGAUGCUUCGAAGAUCCGAGGGUAAAUCCUUUGAUAGAUCCAAGGUUGAAAUCAAUGGCGUGUAAGAAGGUUCUGUUUUUCUUAGCGGAGAAGGAUUCUCUGAAAAAAGGAGCGAUGAAUUAUUACGAGGGGUUGAAGAAGAGUGAAUGGAAUGGAGAAAUUGAGAUAAUGGAGACGAAAGACGAAGGCCAUUGUUUUCAUUUCUUUAAUCCUAAAUCGGAGAAAGCUGCUGCUCUUGUGAAUAAACUAGUUGAUUUCUUGAAGCAAGAGUAAUAAGUUUGUUUUAAGGUCUUUUUUUUUUUUUUUUUGCAAGAAUUCUGGUACUUUUCUUAUAUUUAAUUUACAUGUUGAUUUUGUGGUUUUUGGUAUUUGAAUUUUGAGCUUUAGCAAUAGAUUUAUGACCAAUAAUCCUAAAAGUAGUUAUCUUGAAAAAGCUUUGCUUAUGCUUAUGUGAUUAUAAGUGUAACAGCAAGGAGAGCUAUAUCAGACGUUGUCGUUAUAUAAAAAUAUCUAUGUGAUGUAGAAUUGCUAUUUGUUUUAAUUGAAUGGUUGAAUAUAAAUGUGUCUUGCUUCA
Messenger RNA from Solanum dulcamara, 1377 nucleotides. RefSeq names its product probable carboxylesterase 13. The record is from RefSeq and is a predicted model, not a curated record. The coding region runs from base 162 to 1076 and encodes 304 amino acids. The transcript has a single exon. Gene Ontology annotation, molecular function: hydrolase activity. NCBI's taxonomy places the organism in Eukaryota, Viridiplantae, Streptophyta, Magnoliopsida, Solanales, Solanaceae.